UUUUGUACAGUGUUGGGCGGCCAUGUUUGCAUCAGCCAACUAGAUGAGAUCAGAUGUCUGUGAUUGUAAAACAUAGUUGACGUGCAAAUGUGAUUACAAAAAUGACACUUUUGAAUUGGCUGGAGCACAACCUUGAGAGAGAUUCUUCAGAUGAUGGCAUUACUCUCCAAGAAAUAAUCUCCAAGUGCAAUAAAGAUAGACACAAUUGUGGUCUCCCUCGUGUGGAUCUAACAACUUUUGGACGUUUAGUGAUAAAGUACUUCCAAAUUGGAAUAUCGGCAAAAGUCAUAGCAAGCAAUAUUCCGUAUAGCCUAAAAUGGAGGAAUCAUAACAGUAAUGAACCUUUUAACAUUGGUAAUGACACCUCAUUUAUAAAAGCAACUGGCUGGAAUGUUGAUUCUACAACUGAGUCUACCCUCGUCCUUGUUAAAGUUAUCG
Molecule: messenger RNA, 438 nt
Organism: Owenia fusiformis
Lineage: Eukaryota; Metazoa; Annelida; Polychaeta; Sabellida; Oweniidae
Source: the annotation of a GenBank genome assembly